UUUCCACGCUUCAAGCAAGCAGAGGCAAACGGAAUCAACAAUAGUUGUACAUGGCUUCGCUGUCGAGAACGUUCUGCUCUAUUUCUUUUUAAAGCACAUUGCUGGCAUUGGAUUUGUACAUCUAAGGCGAAAAAGAUCAUCAUGAAUGAAGAAGAGCAGUUUGAGAAUAUUGAUCUUAAUGAUGACAAUGUUUGCAGUGUGUGCAAACUGGAAACAGAGACGGGAACAUUGUCAUUUUGUCAUAUAUGCUUUGACCUUAGUAUAGAAGGUGUACCAAAGUCAACGCUGCUACAUUCAACAUCUUUCAGAGGUCACAGAGACUGUUUUGAAAAAUACCAUUUAAUAGCAAACCAGAAAUUUUCCAUAGCCAAAUCUUCUACAAGCACAUACAAAGGCAUGAAAAAUGCUCUCAGCCAAAAAAUUAGCUGGAUUGUACAAUAUGCACAAAACAAAGAUGCAGUCUCGGACUUGGAGCAAAAAACUGGCAAGCAUGAGCUACUCUGCUAUACUCAGCAAGGUGAUCGGAAACUUGUUCCCCAGAGUGACUCACAAGUGCCUCGUUAUACACCAAGAUGGACAGAGCAGAAUGGCCUCCCAGAGUAUACCAAAGGCAUUUUGGAGUCUAGUGAGUUGAGACUUGGAUUAAUUUCAGGAUCUGGCGCUUCAUACCCCUCAGACAGAAUUAUGUGGUCUGGGACAAGACGGUCUGAGGAAUCUGAGAAACAAUCAGUUGAAUCGAACAGUUCUUUAACUCGAAGAUAUAAAUGCCAUACAAAAGAAGAAUUAACAAAAAUGACCAUUGAAGAUUUGGCCCAACUAAAUGAAAAGCUUCGCUGCCAGAUUCAAGUCAUUUUUGAAGAGCUGACCCAGGAAGUCCAGGAGAAGGACUCUUUGACAUCAGAACUUCAUGUACGACACAUUGCCAUUGAACAGCUUUUCAAAAACUGCUCCAAGUUGCCUUGGCUUCAGAUAGGAAGAGCUAGAAACAAAGCCAGCAAUGCAACUCUUCAGUGAAGACAAUUUCUGACUUUUGGAUCUCCAGACGUUUUCUGAUUUUUGGAAUAUUCCUCACAAACUUAAACUGAGUGGGUUUUGAAAAAGAUGAGAAAAAUUGACAACCAGUUGUGUGCCUGAAAAUCAUAAUUUUACUAAAAUUCCAGCAGAUAGAAUGUGUUAAAAGUGGUGGCCGUAUACUAUAAAGACAAUAAGUAAAACUGGAACUUUCACGUUUUGUUAAAGAGCAGGGACAAAAGAGCACCAAAGCUUUUAAGUUUAGUCCCUGGAUUUAAUACAGUGGAGUUGAAGAUUUCAGUUUCAUCUUACUCUUUCAUGGGAGAAAAAACCUGUAGGACUGGAGAGGACACUGUGAAAAAGUUACACAAUAUAAUGAAAUGAAAAGCAAUUGAUUGAAUCCUUUGUUAUAAUGGACUGCACAAGUGUGUAAAUCUAUGCAGUUUUGCUUAUCUGAUUAGGUUUUGGUGCCGAGUACCAAGUAUACAGUAUAGACUUCUGCAAGAUUUUGUGUUUAUAAAUUUCUUUUCACUUUUGGUCCUGCCUUUUGCUGCUUAUUAUUUUUUGGAGUACAAGCCAGAGCUUCACCUGCUUUCAUCUUCACCCUUGGUUUUUCAAAGUAUUUAUUUUGCUGCCAUUUAUAAAAAAUAAAAAUAAUUCUUUGAAUAUUUUUUUUAAUCAGUAUAUUGUAUUUAUUUGCAGUGCUUUGCAUUUGCCGAUGGGUUUAUAUACAUUUUCUUUUGAAUAAUGUUGAUUUUUGCCUCUUUUGCCCUGUUUUAAAUUGAAAUUGCUGCAGUUGCUAAUCAGCAGUAGAUGCCCAAAUGUGACCUCGACUAAAAAAGUAAAAUAAGGAAGGAAAAUGAUGCUGAUUUGGGGAAGACACUAAGCUUUAAGUCAAUGUAAAAUUUGUUGUUAAGAUGUCUUAUCCAUCUUUGAAUAUUGCAAGGCCAUUCUAUUCUUGUUAAAGAAAACAUUCUGCAAAAUUUCUGAUCUGUAUCUAUAUAAUACAGAAUGAAAAAGUUGUGUGUUUAAUUUCUUAGACAUUCAUAAGAAUUCUGAGGCAACUGUCUUAGGGUUUCAUGCUGUUUUCAUCUUCACAACAUGUGUAUCUGUACUCUUGCAGACCCAAACACUUCUCUUUUCUGGACUAUUUGGCAGUCUGGGUACCAGAACUAAUGAUAUAAAAUUGACACAAGGGGAAAAAAAUCCAGUGUUCAAGAUUUCUUGUUAGAGUUCUCUGUGAAGUUAACGGUGAGCUCAGGGCUACAUUACUAUUGACCAAAAAUAGAAUUGUUUAAAUGUAGCAGGAAUAUUCCUUGAGUAACAAGAAAUUUGAUUUUAUCUGGGCAUACUCUGGAGUAAUAGGUUUUGAAAAACAAGGGUAUUCACUUUUGAGCUUGAAUUUAAACGUUGUUAACAUGCUUAGACUGCUGCUGCCUUUUUUUAAUUUUUUUUUUAUUUUGAUUGUGAAAUCUUAACUUUUGCAGUGUUAUAUUUGUAUUAGAGUUCAGGACUAGAGUAAAAAUAGUUUUUCUUUUCUUUUUUUUUCUUUUUUUUUUUUAACAUUAAUGGAACUUUAAACCCAGUGCAAGAGCAAAAAAUGUUUUUUUGCUGAAAAACAUUUCAAUACCUUAAUGCAUAAUAGAUCAAGAAGGAAAAUGACAUCUAAACAUUACAAAAUAUAUCUUUGCAAUAUGCAGCUUUGAUGCUUGUUUUUUUUUCCUUCAGUUAAUAAAUAGACCAUUCGUAUUUUUGUUACAUUUUUUAUAAUAAACAAUAAUGGUUUGAUGUCACUUAAUGUGCUUUCCUCAAUUAUCCCCACCAAAUCUUUUUUUUCCCUCAAUCAUCAGCUUUUUAUAUUUAAUUUAUUAGUUAAUUGAUUUUCUAAAUUGUAAUUUUUUUGAAUGAUGCAGUAUCCCAAAUUGACCUUCAUUCUUUUUGAUACUUUUUUUUAUUAUAAAAGUAUUUUUUUCUAUUGCAUGUUUCUAUCCAGUGAGUUAACUGUACUAGAAUUUUAACACAGUCUAUAGAUAUGCCCUUUAAUUCAAGUAAACACCUUUCUUGCUGUUCUUUUGCAGAUAAAGUAAUUGUGCUGUUUCAAAUGUAGCCUCCUGCAUAAUAUUACAUUUGAAUAUUGAAAGCAAUUCAUGAUUAAGCCUUACUACGAGCACAAUGUAGUGUUUACCGUGGGUCAUCUUGAUCCACCUUAGUGUGACAGUAAUGGUUGUCCUUAUGUUUGUCAGAGAAUGUAAAAGAGAUUUAUCAACAAAGAGUACUAGUAGUAGUAGAAUAAAAGAACACAGUUGAUGUAAGGCUAGCCUACCGAAGGACAGGCUCAGAAUGUGCGGCUUUGCUGUACUGCUUGCCAACCUGCAUUACUUUAAAAGUGUUUUUUUAAUAAAGGUGGAUUUCAUAAUAUUAGGCUUAAUUUUCUUAGCAUUCCAGACAUGAUUGUUUUUGUAUUUGUAAUAACAUGCAUGGGCAAGACUGUAGUAUGAAAUAGCACUUGACUAGUCAAAUUACAGUAAAUACGUAAAAUAAAAAGGGCCUCUAGCAAUAUUGGUUUGGUAUCCAAAGUAUGUUUCUGGCAUGGGGGUGAUCUUGAUUUACUGUAAAUAUUAUAUAUGUGCAUGUUUGAUGCAGAAAAUGUUUUGCAUACAAAAAGAAAGUUCCAUCUCAAUUAAUGUUUCUAAAAUGUUUAGCAAAAUAUAUUUUGUUACGAAAAGGAGUGUUAACUUGAUGUUAAUUUCAUCUCACUUGUGUUUUUUGUUUUCAGUAAUUCUUUAGUGACAGAACUUGUCCAGAUGCAAAUUGUAUUGGAACCACCUGUAAUUUUGAACUGUGUGAAAUCACAUGAAAUGUUAAAAUGGAACAACACAUACGUUUUACCAUUUGUAGUGCAUGGGGCUUUUCCAUAUGAGGUUGUGUUUUGGUAAAAUCUUGUGUCUUUUUUGCUUACUCUCUUUGUAAGAGAUGCACACUUAACCCUUUGGGGUUUAGUCACACACCAUGUUUCUUUCUCCAAGUUGAAAUCAAUGCGUACCAUAUGAAUUGAACUCUGUGCAUGUUUUACAUUUUAAAACACAUUUGUCUAUCAUUUCAGAUGUUAGACACUUUUAUUACAAUUUAAAGCAGGUUCUUACUGCUAAGAGAAUAUUACAUCUUGUUUUAAGUUAUAAAAAUGGGAGUAUUUGAAUUAUAUUGAAGUAUGAAAGUUUAAAUUAACAAAGUGAAAGAUUCAAAUGUUAGUUUUACUGCCAUGUUAAAAUAAAAAGGAAAUAUCUGUGUGAAAUUGUGUACAAUCAGAUUGAGUUCUUGUUAGUGGUUAUAUUUAUCUUUGAAAGUGUGAAAUUUUGCAUUUGCUUUGCAUCUUUGAUGGGGUGGGAAAUGUUAUACGGUAGUAUUCAUAGGUUGCCUUCCUGAUGGCAUAUUUCAUUCCACAGUAAUUAAUGUUUUUGUAUAUAUCAUAUAUUUUUCUUCAGUAAAAAAAUAAAUAUUUUUACUAUACUUUGG
Molecule: messenger RNA, 4524 nt
Organism: Erpetoichthys calabaricus (reedfish)
Lineage: Eukaryota; Metazoa; Chordata; Cladistia; Polypteriformes; Polypteridae
Gene: c4h21orf91
Product: chromosome 4 C21orf91 homolog
Exons: 5
Coding region: 142-1014 (290 amino acids)
Source: RefSeq, a predicted model, not a curated record